AUGAAAACACUGGUUGAUGAAGAGGAAGUGGUUGACUGUGUGAUUGAUUCAUGGUCAAAGUAUCUAAAUGCAAAGGGCCAUAAAGAUAAACUCUUCCUUUCAACAGUUCCAUAUCAUAUUAUGUGCACAAACAAGGUGUGUCCAGCAGGAUCCUCCUACGAAAAAAGGCUUGAGGAUUUUAACAGAAGGGUUAACGAAGAACUGGUUAACUAUAAUUUCAAAAACAUUCAUCAAUUUAAACAGAUAUUCAUCCCUGUUCUUGCUGCAAAACACUUCUAUCUCCUAGUCAUCAACCAUUACAAUGCAACUGUGGAUGUAAUUGACAACAGGCCUCUACCAAGAAAUGUAAAAUUUGAGGAUAAAUAUGAGGGACACCCAGAAGUUGUGUUGGAUGCUUUUGCAAAAUAUAUGGGCACAUUUGGAUAUGAGGUAGAACCAAUGCAAAAGUAUGAAAUGAAUUUGGUCAAGAUGAAAUGGAGAAGCAUGAAAGACUAUACAAACUGCGGUGUGUAUGUCAUGAAGCACAUGGAGACCUAUACUGGUGAUCCAGAACAUGAAUGGAUAUGUGACUUGAAGGCAAAUGAUGUAAGUUGAAUUUUGUUCAUUCUUCUUUUGUAUUUUGUUCAUUUAUUUUUAUUGUUUUGGUCUUUUCUGUUUUAUUGUUCUGCCUGUUGAAUUUCUUUUAUAUUCCUCAAAUUUAUAAUUUAAUAUUUGGAUUUUAUAAAACAUUUUUAAUUUUUUUAUUUUUAUUUUUGAUAUA
Spinacia oleracea (spinach) is the source of this 760-nucleotide messenger RNA. RefSeq lists its product as uncharacterized. Gene Ontology annotation, biological process: proteolysis. Gene Ontology annotation, molecular function: cysteine-type peptidase activity. Lineage: Eukaryota; Viridiplantae; Streptophyta; Magnoliopsida; Caryophyllales; Amaranthaceae. Bases 1 to 594 code for a protein of 197 amino acids. The transcript has 4 exons. The record is from RefSeq and is a predicted model, not a curated record.